Molecule: messenger RNA, 27249 nt
Organism: Artibeus jamaicensis (Jamaican fruit-eating bat)
Lineage: Eukaryota; Metazoa; Chordata; Mammalia; Chiroptera; Phyllostomidae
Gene: DST
Product: dystonin
Exons: 96
Coding region: 353-23401 (7682 amino acids)
Biological process (GO): wound healing; cell-cell adhesion; cytoplasmic microtubule organization
Cellular component (GO): focal adhesion; cytoplasm; intermediate filament
Molecular function (GO): microtubule binding; calcium ion binding; structural molecule activity
Source: RefSeq, a predicted model, not a curated record
UGAACGUUACAGUGGGGGUUGGAACCUCCUUGUAUAACAAAGCUGAGCAUGUGCCUUGCGAGCUCAUCAGUGCUGCAGUUUGACAGUGAGCAGUGAUGUUUGUCUAAGAGGAUUGGUGGCCAGAAAUAAGUCACACUGUCUAAUGAGACACAGGGACACAGCCGGGCAAGAUGCCAUGGCAUUUCUUGCGUGUGCCUUUCUCAUAAGCAAAAUGGCCUCGUGCUGAAGAGGAUGGUCACACAGUCUGAGGAAUUACAGGUCAGAGUGGAAUUUUCGGGUUUAAUGGAGAUCUAAGUAAGCUCUAGAUUUGGAAAUGAGUGAAUCUGUGGAACUGUGAUCUCCUGCAAAUCCAAUGGGGAAUGUCUGUGGAUGUGUAAAAGCUGAGAAAGAAGAACAGUAUUUAGAUCCUGCCAAAACUCCUUGGAGCCCUGAAAAAUAUUCUCCCGGAAGAAAAUAUUUCAGAAGAAAACCAAUCAAGAAAAUUGUAAAUGACACAGAGCCAGGAGAGCCAAACAAUGAAAAUGAAGGAAAGAAGAAGAGCAGCAUUCAGCUCUCUAGAGAACAGCCGGUUCUUUUGUCCAGGGGACUGGCACAGGGAGAAUCUGCUGCCCCAGACCUCACAUUGGAAGAUGGUAUUCGGCAAAAGAAGGCAGAAGUGGUAGCUGACGGCGUUAAGCAGAAACUUUUGCCGAGUGCUGUGAGUAGUUGGCCUUACGGUGUGAACAUUUCCCCUGCUGAAGGCAGUGAAACAGAAAUAAAAGUUAGUGAGCUGGACGAAGGGAUUUCAGAAAAAGACAGCACUCCAUAUUGUGCAAAGAGGAAGAAGCAUGUAGAUGAUGUCAACACAAGAGAAGUAACAUUCCAGUGCAAAACUGAUGUUUUUUCUUUACGAAACGCAGCCAGCGUCAGUUCCACUGACUGUGGUACAGAGAGAGCACUUGAAAAAAGUGAGUUCUCUGAAGACCCAUCAAAAACUUUUAGCAGUGGUCAGGAAAAACAAAACACUGAGAGAUUUUGUCCUCAUGAAAUACACCAUUUUCAGCUUGGAAAAGAGAGAUGUCAUUCCCUCUGUACUAACGUGCCCUCUACUUCCAGGGACACUAAUGAAAAUGAGAUCUCUGACAUCCAUGUCACCGGGGAGUCAGAAGACAUGUCUGCUAAGGAGAGGUUGCUCCUGUGGACGCAGCAGGCAACCGAGGGUUAUGCUGGAGUACGGUGCGAAAAUUUCACUACCUGCUGGAGGGAUGGAAAACUAUUUAAUGCCAUCAUUCAUAAAUACAGGCCGGACCUGAUAGACAUGAAUACUGUUGCUGUUCAAAGCAACCUUGCAAAUUUAGAGCAUGCUUUUUAUGUAGCAGAAAAAAUUGGUGUCAUCAGACUUCUGGAUCCGGAGGAUGUUGAUGUCUCCUCUCCCGAUGAAAAGUCAGUAAUAACGUACGUGUCAUCUCUUUAUGAUGCCUUUCCCAAAGUCCCGGAAGGCGGUGAAGGCAUCGGUGCAAAUGAUGUUGAAGUCAAAUGGAUUGAAUACCAGAACAUGGUGAACUACCUCAUCCAGUGGAUUCGACACCAUGUGACCACAAUGUCUGACAGAACGUUUCCUAAUAAUCCUGUAGAACUGAAGGCACUUUACAAUCAGUAUUUACAGUUUAAAGAAACAGAAAUUCCACCAAAGGAGACAGAAAAAUCAAAAAUCAAACGCCUAUAUAAAUUAUUAGAGAUAUGGAUAGAAUUCGGACGCAUCAAGUUGCUUCAAGGUUAUCAUCCAAAUGACAUAGAGAAAGAGUGGGGGAAACUCAUCAUUGCCAUGCUCGAGAGGGAGAAGGCCCUUCGGCCUGAGGUGGAAAGGUUGGAAAUGUUGCAGCAGAUUGCCAACCGAGUUCAGAGGGACAGUGUCAUCUGUGAAGACAAACUGAUACUUGCUCGAAAUGCUCUUCAAUCUGAUUCUAAAAGGUUAGAAUCAGGGGUGCAGUUUCAGAAUGAAGCAGAAAUUGCCGGGUACAUACUUGAAUGUGAGAACCUUUUACGCCAGCAUGUAAUUGAUGUGCAGAUACUCAUUGAUGGAAAGUACUACCAUGCAGAUCAAUUGCUACAGAGGGUUGCAAAACUGCGUGAUGAAAUUAUGGCCUUAAGGAAUGAAUGUUCCUCAGUGUAUAGCAAAGGACGCAUGCUGACAACAGAACAGACGAAGCUCAUGAUAUCAGGAAUCACUCAAAGUUUAAACUCAGGGUUUGCACAGACCUUAAACCCCAGUCUGAACUCAGGGCUGACCCAGAGUUUCACGCCUUCCCUGACCCCUUCUAGUAUGAAAUCAGGCCUGUCCUCAGGUUUGUCUUCCCACCUAACUCCAUCCCUCACUCCAGCUUAUACACCUGGUUUCACAACUGGAUUAGUUCCAAAUUUCAAUUCAGGAGUAGAGACAAAUUCAUUGCAAACCCUGAAGUUGAUGCAGAUCCGGAAACCCCUUCUAAAGUCUUCUUUGUUGGAUCAGAAUUUAACAGAAGAGGAAAUCAACAUGAAAUUUGUUCAGGAUCUUUUGAAUUGGGUUGAUGAAAUGCAGGGGCAGCUGGACCGCACUGAAUGGGGAUCGGAUUUGCCAAGUGUUGAAAGCCAUUUAGAAAAUCACAAAAAUGUUCACCGAGCUAUAGAAGAAUUUGAAACUAGCCUUAAAGAAGCUAAGAUUAGUGAGAUCCAAAUGACGGCACCUCUUAAGCUAACUUAUGCAGAAAAGUUGCACAGAUUAGAGAGUCUGUAUGCAAAACUCUUGAAUACAUCCAGGAAUCAGGAACGGCACCUUGACACACUCCAUAAUUUUAUAACUCGUGCUACGAAUGAACUUAUUUGGCUGAAUGAAAAAGAAGAGGAGGAGGUUGCUUACGACUGGAGUGAAAGAAAUACCAACAUAGCUCGGAAAAAAGAAUACCAUGCUGAAUUAAUGAGAGAACUGGAGCAAAAGGAAGAAAAUAUUAAGUCAGUUCAGGAGAUAGCAGAGCAGCUACUUCUGGAGAAUCACCCAGCCCGAUUAACUAUUGAGGCCUACCGCGCGGCGAUGCAGACGCAGUGGAGCUGGAUCCUGCAGCUCUGCCAGUGUGUGGAGCAGCACGCCAAGGAAAACACUGCCUACUUCGAGUUUUUCAAUGAUGCCAAAGAAGCUAAUGAUUACUUAAGGAAUCUGAAAGAUGCCAUUCAGCGGAAGUAUAGCUGUGAUAGAUCGAGCAGCAUUCACAGGCUGGAAGACCUUGUGCAGGAGUCAAUGGAAGAGAAAGAAGAACUUCUGCAGUAUAAAAGCACAGUGGCCAGCCUGAUGGGGAGAGCAAAAACCAUAAUUCAGCUGAAGCCUAGGAAUCCGGACUGUCUGCUCAAAACAUCUAUUCCAAUCAAAGCCAUCUGUGACUACAGACAAAUUGAGAUAACCAUAUACAAAGAUGAUGAAUGCGUUUUGGCGAACAACUCUCAUCGUGCUAAAUGGAAGGUCAUUAGCCCUACUGGGAAUGAGGCGAUGGUGCCAUCCAUGUGCUUCACAGUCCCUCCCCCAAACAAAGAAGCAGUUGACUUUGCAAACAGAAUUGAGCAACAGUACCAGAAUGUCCUAACUCUUUGGCAUGAGACGCAUAUAAACAUGAAGAGUGUAGUAUCCUGGCAUUAUCUCAUCGAUGAAAUUGAUAAAAUCCGGGCUAGCAAUGUGGCUUCUAUAAAGACAAUGUUACCUGGUGAGCACCAGCAAGUUCUGAGUAAUCUGCAGUCUCGUUUUGAAGAUUUUCUGGAAGAUAGCCAGGAAUCCCAAGUAUUUUCAGGCUCAGAUAUAACACAGCUGGAAAAGGAGGUUAAUGUGUGUAAGCAGUAUUAUCAAGAACUUCUUAAAUCUGCAGAAAGAGAGGAACAAGAGGAGUCAGUGUACAAUCUCUACAUCUCUGAAGUGAGAAACAUUAGACUCCGGUUAGAGAACUGUGAAGAUCGGUUGAUUAGACAGAUCCGAACUCCACUGGAAAGAGACGAUUUGCACGAAAGUGUGUUCAGAAUCACAGAGCAGGAGAAACUAAAGAAGGAGCUGGAGCGUCUCAAAGAUGAUUUGGGAACAAUCACAAAUAAAUGUGAGGAAUUUUUCAGUCAAGCCGCAGCCUCUACAUCGGUUCCCACCUUACGGUCUGAGCUCAGUGUGGUUAUUCAGAACAUGAACCAAAUCUAUUCUAUGUCUUCCACUUACAUAGACAAGUUGAAAACUGUUAAUUUGGUAUUAAAAAACACUCAAGCUGCAGAAGCCCUUGUAAAACUUUAUGAAACUAAACUGUGUGAAGAAGAAGCAGUUAUAGCAGACAAGAAUAAUAUCGAGAAUCUCAUAAGUACUUUAAAGCAAUGGAGAGCUGAAGUAGAUGAAAAGAGAGAGGUGUUCCAUGACUUAGAGGAUGAGCUGCAGAAGGCGAAAGCCAUCAGUGAUGAAAUGUUUAAGACCUACAAAGAACGGGACCUCGAUUUUGACUGGCACAAAGAAAAAGCAGAUCAGUUAGCUGAGAGGUGGCAACACGUUCAUGCUCAGAUUGACAACAGGUUACGGGAUUUAGAAGGCAUUGGCAAAUCACUGAAGUACUACAGAGAUACCUAUCACUCUUUAGAUGACUGGAUCCAACAAGUUGAAAUUACUCAGAGAAAGAUUCAGGAAAAUCAGCCUGAAAAUAGUAAAACCCUAGCCACCCAGCUAAAUCAACAAAAGAUGCUGGUGUCAGAAAUAGAAAUGAAACAGAGCAAAAUGGAUGAGUGUCAAAAACACGCAGAACAGUACUCAACUACAGUGAAGGACUACGAAUUACAGACAAUGACCUACCGGGCCAUGGUAGACUCCCAGCAAAAAUCCCCAGUGAAGCGCCGAAGAAUGCAGAGCUCCGCCGAUCUCAUUAUUCAAGAGUUCAUGGACCUACGGACACGAUACACUGCUCUGGUCACCCUCAUGACGCAGUACGUUAAAUUUGCUGGUGACUCACUGAAGAGGCUAGAAGAGGAAGAGAAAUCACUGGAAGAAGAAAAGAAAGAAUAUGUUGAAAAAGCCAAAGAAUUACAGAAAUGGGUAUCAAAUAUCAGCAAGACAUUGAGAGAUGGAGAGAAGUCUGGAAAAUCUCCCUUCUCUAAGCAAAAGAUUUCCAGUGAAGAAAUAUUAACCAAGAAGGAACAGUUAUCUGAGGCACUUCAGACUAUGCAGCUAUUUUUGGCUAAACAUGGAGACAAAAUGACAGAUGAAGAAAGAAAUGAACUGGAAAAACAAGUAAAAGCUCUUCAAGAAAGUUAUAAUUUAUUUAGUGAAUCUCUGAAACAACUUCAAGAAUCAGAAACUGUGGGAGAUGUAAAGGUAGAGGAGAAGCUGGAUAAAGUGAUUGCAGGCACCAUUGAUCAGACAACUGGAGAAGUCCUUUCAGUCUUUCAGGCAGUUUUAAGAGGCCUUAUUGACUAUGACACAGGAAUAAGGUUGCUUGAGACACAGCUAAUGAUUUCUGGUCUAAUUUCACCAGAAUUAAGAAAAUGCUUUGACCUCAAAGGUGCCGAAAGUCAUGGCCUCAUUGAUGAACAAGUUGUAUGCCAACUCCAAGAACUUUAUCAAGCCAAAGAGAUUAUUUCUACUGUGUCUUCCAUCACAGUUCCAGUGCUGGAUGCUCUGGCUCAAGGCGUGAUAUCAGAGUCCAUGGCCGUGAGAGUCCUGGAGAUACAGCUUUCCACAGGCUUGCUAGUCAUUCCAGCCACAGGAGAACAGUUGACCCUGCAGAAGGCUUUCCAACAGAACUUGGUUUCCUCAGCAUUAUUUUCUAAAGUCUUGGAAAGGCAAAAUACAUGCAGAGAUCUUAUUGAUCCAUGUACCUCUGAGAGGGUAUCUUUGAUAGAUAUUAUGGAAAGAAGUAUUUUACAGGAAAGCACUGGGAUGCGGCUCCUACCUGUGAGACCACAAGAAGGAGGCAGAAUAACAUUAAAAUGUGGGAGAAACAUUAGCAUUUUAAGAGCAGCUCAUGAAGGUCUCAUAGACCGUGAAACUAUGUUCAGGUUAUUAGGUGCACAGCUUCUUUCUGGAGGUCUGGUCAACUGCAGCUCUGGUCAAAGAAUGACUAUUGAAGAAGCUGUGGCAGAAGGGGUGAUUGAUAGGGAUACUGCCAACAGUAUUCUAACCUAUCAGGUUCAGACAGGUGGAAUCAUCCACUCUAACCCUGCUAAACGUUUAACUGUCGAUGAAGCAGUCCAGUGUGAUUUAAUAACCUCGAGCAGUGCUCUCUUGGUGCUAGAGGCUCAGCGAGGCUACGUUGGACUCAUUUGGCCUCACUCUGGUGAAAUAUUUCCCACAUCUUCUUCCCUGCAGCAGAAGUUGAUUACAAAUGAACUGGCAUACAAAAUCCUGAAUGGUAGGCAGAAAAUAGCUGCUCUGUAUAUUCCAGAAACCUCUCAAGUCAUUGAUUUAGAUGUUGCACAGCAGCUAGGAAUUAUAGAUAAUAACACAACAUUGAUUUUAAAAAGUAUAAUACUGCCUGAUAAAAUGCCAGAUUUGGGAGAUGUAGAAGCUUGUAAGAACGCCAAGAGAUGGCUCUCUUUUUGUAAAUUCCAGCCAUCUACAGCCCACAAUUAUGGACAAGAAGAGGAUACUUGUGAUGGAGAAGAGCCCGUGGCAGCACAGAGCUCAGAACAGACUAAAAAAUUAUUCCUGUCUUAUUUGAUGAUAAACAGCUAUAUGGAUGUGAACACAGGGCAGAGGCUUUUGCUGUAUGAUGGGGACUUGAACGAGGCUGUUGCUAUGCUCCUGGAAGGCUGCAGUGCAGACUUUGAUGAAGAUACGUCCAUGAAAGAAUGCACUGAUAUCCUAAGGCUCCCUGGUGUGUUUCUGAAUAAUGCCCCAAGUAAAGAGAAGGAUAACAGUAUAACUUCACCAGAUAGUUUUGAGCAAUGUUAUUGCAGAGAACCUAAACAUAAAGAAAUGCCUGAAAAUAGAAAGCAUGCCUUAGAUGAAGGGUUUAAUGAAAUGGGAAAUAAUGUCCUCAGUGAGUGUGACCAGUCAGAAAACCGGGCAAAUGCAAUAGUAACAGAACAUACAGUUGAGAAUCCAUCCAGUGUGUAUCUUCCCAAUUCUGGAUCAUAUUUUACACAGUCUGAACUUGCCAAAGUUAGCAGACUUAGACGAGGCUCUGGAAACACACCUAAAAACUGUGAAAAUCAAAGUCAAGUUGAAACAAAGGAACAUGUAGAUGAAUGUAGUCAUCCUAAAAACAUUGAUAACCUUGCAAGUAAUUUGAUAACAACUUCCGUUGAAAAGUCAAAAACUAGUAGAAUGUGUGACUUGAAAGAAACAGAGAUUGAAGAUAAUAUGAACAAGGACUCUGCUAUCUUUGACUAUUCCCCAAGGCUGAGUGCCUUGUUAAGUCAUGAUAAAUCGAGGAACGAUCAGGGAAGCUUUAAUAAUUUACACACCACAGAGAGUGAUGGAAAUAAAUGUGAAGACUCUACAUUGCCAUCCAAUGAGCAAACCACUUUAUUGGGACCAAGAGUGGGAGAAAAUCUUCAAGGCCAGUUUCUAGGAAUUGCAGCUAUUAACAUCAGUUUGAAGGAGGAGCACUGUGGACAGAAACCUUUAAAUAUUGGUUAUAGUGAUCCUCAGGUACAAUAUCACAAUGGUAAAUACAUUUCAGAUACUUGUGGAGAAGGUGAGCAAAUACAUGCUGCUUCUCAACAGAAACCUAAAAACACGCAAAAUGAGUCCAAAGUGGAAGAGCACUCCUGGGCCAUAGCACCGAGGGGCGAUGUAGAUAGUACCGACGCAUCCUAUGUUUGUGGCACACCACUGUGUGAAGAGGCCAUCAGUGCUGGUGACUAUGAAACGUCACUCCUGGAUGACCAGCAGAGGGACACGGAAACAGACAGUGAUAGUGACGAUGAUUUUUAUGAUACUCCCUUGUUUGAAGAUGAUGACCAUGAUUCUUUGCUCCUUGAAAGUGGUGAUUGUGAUGGUCUGCAACCUGAGGACUGUGACACACUGCAAGAGGAAAACGAUGGGGCUGCUUCUCCUGGCAGUAUUUUCUAUGAUGUUCCAAAAGAGAAUGAAAAUUCCAUGGUGACUCAGGCGGGGCUAGUGGAGAGCUUAAGAGUGAGGAGGAAAUCACAGUCUUUUCAGGAUUGUCUCAUAGGUAGUGAGAAAGCUGAAUUAGAUGCUGAUGAAAGAAUACAUUUAAAUUCACUUGACUCAUACAAGGUCAAUGAACAGUUGCUGGAAACUGUGUCAGACAGGGAAAGUGCAGAUAACCCAGAAAGUGAUGAGUCUGACUUAUUGACUGAUUCUGAAACUGUAGGAGGGAAAGAGAGCUUCAGUGCCUCUUUAAAAUUCGAUGACACUGGCUGUUGGAGAGGGAGAGGAGAAGAAUAUAUAACUGGAGAAGAAUUUAAUUCUGAUACCGAUCAUUUAGAUUCUAUGCAAAAUGAAGACAGUUAUGGGGAUUACAUAUGUGACAGUAAUGAUCAGGAUGAUGAUGAUGAAGAACAGGAAGAAGAAGAAGGGGGAGAUGAGAAGGAAAAGCCCGUGUGCCAAGAUGAGGCUGAAGAUAUAGAGAUGCAGUUGUGUGUUACCACCACAAAUGAAAAGGAAAAUAGCCUUGAAAAUCAAAGUACUAAUACAAUGAUUCUCCUGCACCAAAAGCACAAUUAUAAUUCUUUAGAAAAACAGCAAAUUGUAAAUAUUUUACAGCUAGGAUCAAGCACUAAAAGUAGCUUAGUUGCUGAAAGAGACAAUCUUCCAGAAUACACAACUGAGGUUGUUGGGAAAAAAAAAGAAAAUCUGUUGAAUCCUGAGAUGGCCCUAAAGGAUAUAUCGCUGCCUAUCACUGAGUCAGAAGACACCUUUGGCCCUGUGGAUGUUUUACAUAAUACUUAUAUCAGUUCAACUUCUGAUGAAACCGUUUGUUCUGAGCCUGAUUUAACAGGAAAACCUGCUGAGGGAGGCCAUUUGUCAUCUGUGGACUCUGUAACUGAUAAAGAUCAGCAAGGAAAUGGAAGAGAUGUAGUUGAAAAGAGAAAUGACAAAAACAAUAUACUAACAGAAGAUAAAACAUCAGUUCAUAAAAUGUGCUCAGGAGAAGAACCCAUAGAAGGUCCAGUAGAAGAUAAUGAACAUCUCAAACUUUUGCCUAGUGAAAGGAUGAGGGAGAAUCUGAAUUUAGUUAGUAGUAAGUUUCCAUUUCCACAAAUCACAAACAGUGAAGAACAUAAUCCUAAAGGAAGCCUUAGAAAAGCAACUGUAGCUGUUAAAGAUGAAGCAAAGAAUCUAAAAACAGUUGGUAGUCAAAGUCCUGUUCACUUUGAGAAUCUUGCAGAAAUAUUUGACUCAUCAGUUUCCAAAGUGAUCAGUGAUGUUACUUCAGACAUAUUGCCUGAAGGGAAUACAAGUACUGAGACAGAUUCACUCACUGACAGACCAGGGGAAGAGCCUGAUCUGUUUACUUAUUUAAAGCAUUGUGCAAAAAAUGUAAAAGCAAAAGAUGGACUGAAGUCAAAUGCAGAAAUCCCAAGCUGCAAUCUAAUAGCUUCCCCUCCCAUGAAAGACCACUUAGAAUUAGGAAUUGAUAAUGCAAAACGGAAGGCAGCCUUCACUCAGGAAGACUCUCCUGUAAAUGAGACAGUUCAGCAGAAUGACCUUUGUACUAGAGAAGAUGUCUCAGAAGGAGGAACAGAAAUCCCUCAGCUCACAUCAGUGAGAACUGAAAGCACACUUUCGGUCUCACCUCUGAGGAAUGUGGAAUGCCUUGGGGAAAAUACUGAUUCUGUGCCAUCGGGCCUCAGCACAAGAGGAAUACGAAGUGAUAACUCCAGUAACACUUUAAGCACUAACUACUCAUUUUUAGAAAUGAACACUGAAAAAAAAAUAAUUGAGCAACAGCCACAAAAGGAACAAACCUUGUCUCCAGGAUUUCAAGAAAAGGAGGUUCACAUUCCUGAGCUGUCUCAGAUAUUUGUUGAGGAUGUAAAGCACAUCUUAAAGAGUAGAUUGAAAGAAGGUCAUAUGAAUUCUCAAGAGGUCGGAGAACCUGCAGCCUGUGCAGACACUAAAAUUUUAAUUCAAAGCUUAACUAAAAGGAUGAGCACAUCACAGGUGGUAAAGGAAGCAUCUUGUGUGCCCAGAGAUGACUCGAAGAUCAGUGACUCUCCUGGAAUUUCCCCAAACAACCCACCAGAAAUAAGACCAGGGAGUAGAGAUGAUCCAUUCUCUAUUGCAGAUCUUAAGUCUGAGCUUCUCCUUGAUGUACUUAAGCAAAAUCAAUAUACCCAAAAUAUUACAGGAGCAUUUGAAUUGACAAAGGAAUUAACUCAGAUGGGAUAUGAUCUGGAGAAAAUAGGCAUUACAUCUAAUGUAGUUCCACAGCAACCUGAAAAAAUUUUCUGUAAGCCGCUUUCUGAUGGCUGUUCAGACAAAGCAGGACAGUUUGGAAACUUGACUCAAAAAUCAUCUCCUACUUCUGAGGUGGUGGAUGGAAACCCACAUCUUCUUGAUGAUCUUAAAAGCAAAGAAGAACACCAUGGUUCUCUUAAUUCACAAAAUACAGAAGAAAGUGGACCAGAAAACUUGACUGUACGAGCAUCAGCCUUACCAAGAGACAAGAAGCUGGAGGAGAAAUGCAAUGAUUUCCCGGACCAUUUGGAAUGUAUUUCAGGGUCAGAAGAAAUGACUUCUGGGGAGAGCUCAAUGGAACAAUUUUCCAAGGAGUUACAGCAGUGUUUACAGCACACAUCAAAAAUGCACGAGUAUUUGGCUUUGCUUCAAGAUAUGAAGUCUCCCUUAAACACUCCAGAGUCUCUGGAUAACAGUCUAGAAGUUUUGAAGAACCAACUUAAACAGUUAGAGGCAUUCGAGUUGGGAUUGGCUCCAAUUGCUGUUAUCUUAAGAAAAGACAUGAAGUUGGCAGAAGAGUUUUUAAAGUCUCUUCCCAGUAACUUUCCUAGAGACCAUCUUGAGGAACUGAGUAGAAGCCACCGAAGUUUGCAGAAUGCCUUCUCUUCCCUCAGCGAAGCGUCUUCAGAGAGAAUGGGGCACAUCGUGCUCGCAAUUGACUGUGAAAUGUCAAAACUAGCUGUUUCCCAGGAAGAAUUUCUGCACAGACUGAAGUCGUUCUCACAUUGGAUAGCAGAGAAGAGCAAGUCUGUGAAGGAUAUGGAGGCUGGGAAUGUUCAAGGUACCCAGCACGUAAGGCAGAGUUUGGAGUUUCUUAAGGGUGUGCUGAAAGACCUUGGCCACACUAAAACGCAGCUGGAGACGACCGCCUUCGAUGUGCAGUUCUUCAUUUCUGAGCACGCGCAAGACCUGUCUCCCAGCCAGAGCAAACAACUGCUGCUGCUCUUAAAUAAAACUCAGAAGUGCUUUCUUGAUGUGCAGGAAUCAGUAACUGCCCAGGUGGAACAUUUAGAAACUCAGUUACAGCUAGAACAAGACCUGGAUGAUCAGAAGAACGUGGCAGAGCGUCAGCAGGAGUACAAAGAGAAACUCCAGGGCAUCUGUGAUCUCCUGACCCAGACUGAAAACCGCCUGAUUGGGCACCAGGAAGCCUUUGUGAUUGGAGACGGCACUGUUGAGCUAAAGAAGUACCAGUCCAAGCAAGAGGAAUUACAGAAAGAUAUGCAAGGAAGUGCACAGGCAUUGGCAGAAAUAGUGAAAAACACAGAGAACUUCUUAAAAGAGAAUGGCGAGAAGCUGUCACGAGAAGACAAGGCUUUGAUUGAACAGAAGCUCAGUGAAGCUAAGACAAAGUGUGAACAACUUAAUUUAAAGGCAGAACAGUCGAGAAAGGAACUGGAUAAAGUUGUGAAGACAGCAAUCAAGGAGGAAACUGAAAAGGUUGCAGCUGUGAAACAGCUGGAAGAGAGCAAAACCAAAAUAGAAAACCUUUUGGACUGGCUGUCAAAUGUGGACCAAGACUCGGAAAGGGCAGGGCUAACACAGAAACAGGUCGUGGAACAGAAUGGGACUCAUUUUCAAGAAGGUGACGGCAAGUCGGCGAUCGGAGAAGAGGAUGAAGUUAAUGGCAACCUGUUGGAAACAGAUGUGGAUGGGCUGGUUAGAGAGAAGAAUUCCACAGGGGAGAAUCUGAACCAGCAGUACCAGAAAGUUAAGGCCCAGCAUGAGAAGAUCGUCUCUCAGCACCAAGCUGUCCUCGUGGCCACUCAGUCCGCACAAGCCUUGCUUGAGAAACAGGGUCACUAUCUCUCUCCCGAGGAGAAAGAGAAACUGCAAAAGAACAUGAAGGACCUGAAAGCGCAUUACGAAACUGCACUGGCUGAGUCGGAAAAGCAAAUGAAGUUAACGCAUUCUCUGCAGGAAGAACUGGAGAAGUUUGAUGCCGACUACAGCGAGUUUGAGCACUGGCUGCAGCAGUCGGAGCAAGAACUCGAAAACCUGGGGGCAGAUGCAGAUGACUUCGCUGGUUUAAUGACCAAACUGAAGAGGCAGAAGAGUUUCUCAGAAGAUGUCAUUUCUCACAAAGGGGACUUGAGGUACAUCACAAUUUCUGGAAACAGGGUGUUAGAAGCAGCCAAAUCUUGCAGCCGAGGAGACGGAGCUGGCAAGGCUGACCAGCAGAGUAACAUCGACACUUCGGCCACUCACAGAGAAGUCCAGGGCAAACUGGACCAGGCCACCGAUCGGUUCAGGUCUCUCUACUCUAAGUGCAGUGUCCUUGGGAAUAAUCUUAAAGAUCUGGUGGAUAAAUACCAACACUACGAAGAUGCUUCAUGUGGACUUCUUUCUGAGCUCCAGGCCUGCCAGGUCACAGCGAGCAAACACUUAUCUGAACCCAUUGCGGUGGACCCUAAAAAUCUGCAAAGGCAAUUAGAAGAGACCAAGGCUCUACAAGGACAGAUAUCAAGUCAACAGGUUGCUGUAGAGAAACUGAAAAAAACAGCCGAAGUGCUUUUAGAUGCCAGGGGAUCUUUGCUUCCAGCCAAGAAUGAGAUCCAGAAAACACUGGAUGACAUUGUUGGGAGAUACGAUGAUCUGGCCAAGUCUGUUAAUGAACGCAAUGAAAAACUCCAGAUAACCUUGACCCGCUCCCUGAGUGUACAGGACGGCCUGGAUGACAUGCUCGGCUGGAUGGCAGGUGUGGAAAGUUCUCUGAGAGAACAAGGUCAAGUGCCCUUAAACUCUGCUGCUCUCCAGGAUGUCAUCAGUAAAAACAUCAUGCUGGAACAGGACAUCGCGAGUCGCCAGGGCAGUAUAAAUGCCAUGAAUGAAAAAGUGAAGAAGUUUAUGGAAACAACAGACCCGUCUACCGCAUCCUCACUGCAAGCCAAAAUGAAUGACUUGUCUGUUCGGUUCUCAGAAGCAAGCCAUAAACAGAAAGAGAAACUUGCGAAAAUGGAGGAGCUGAAAACCAAAGUAGAACUGUUUGAGAACCUCUCAGAAAAGCUUCAAACGUUUUUAGAGACAAAAAGUCAGACCCUCACUGAGGCAGAUGUGCCAGGAAAAGAUGUUACUGAGUUGUCUCAGUAUAUGCAGGAAUCAACUUCUGAAUUCUUACAACGCAAGAAAGAUCUGGAAGUUUUGCACAGUCUCUUGAAGGAGAUAUCCAACCAUGGCUUGCCAGGUGAUAAGGCCCUGGUUUUUGAAAAAACAAAUAAUUUGUCCAAGAAAUUCAAAGAAAUGGAGGAUACCAUCAAGGAAAAGAAAGAAGCUGUGUCUUCUUGUCAAGAACAGAUGGAUGCUUUCCAAGUCCUGGCUGAAUCAUUAAAGUCAUGGAUAAAAGAAACCACAGAAAGAGUUCCCAUUGUGCAGCCUUCUUUUGGUGCAGAUGACUUAGGAAAAUCUUUGGAAGAAACUAAGAAAUUGCAAGAAGAGUGGAGUUUAAAAACACCAGAGAUUCAGAAGGUAAACAGCAGUGGGAUCUCACUAUGUAACCUAAUAAGUGCCUUGACCACCCCUGCAAAGGCGGUAGCGGCAGUUACAUCAGGUGGAGUAAUGUUAAAUGGUGAAGGAACAGCCACAGAUACUCAGGAAAUUUUGGCAAAUAAAGGAUUAACAUCUAUUAAAAAAAAUAUGACCGACAUAAAUCACGGUUACGAAGAGCUUGGCCUCUUACUUAAGGAUAAAAUAACCGAACUGAAUAGUAAACUCACCAAAUUGCAAACGGCUCAGGAGGAAUCAAGCGCCAUGAUGCAGUGGUUACAGAAGAUGAACAAAACCGCAACCAAAUGGCAUCAGGCACCCACACCUACAGACACCGAAGCUGUGAAGACCCAAGUUGAGCAGAAUAAGUCAUUUGAGGCCGAACUGAAGCAGAAUGUAAACAAAGUGCAGGAGUUGAAAGACAAGCUGACAGACCUGUUGGAGGAGAACCCGGACACUCCCGAGGCCCCCAAGUGGAAGCAGAUGUUGACUGAAAUAGAAUCUAAGUGGCAAGAACUCAAUCAAUUAACAGUUGAUAGACAACAAAAACUGGAAGAGUCCUCCAACAAUCUAACUCAAUUCCAGACUGUAGAGGCUCAGUUAAAACAGUGGCUUGUGGAAAAAGAACUGAUGGUCAGUGUUCUUGGGCCCCUGUCAAUUGACCCAAACAUGCUGAACACACAAAGGCAGCAGGUGCAGAUUCUGCUGCAAGAAUUUGAUACUCGGAAACCUCAAUAUGAGCAGCUCACAGCAGCUGGCCAGGGCAUUCUGAGCCGGCCUGGCGAACACCCUUCCUUCCAUGGAAUUGUGAAAGAGCAGCUAGCAGCUGUGACCCAGAAAUGGGACAGCCUAACAGGACAAUUGAGUGACAGAUGUGACUGGAUUGAUCAAGCCAUUGUUAAAAGCACACAGUAUCAAAGCCUGCUGAGAAGCCUUUCUGAUAAACUGAGUGAUCUGGAUAAUAAACUCAGCAGCAGCACGCCUGUGAGCACACACCCCGACGCUGUGAAGCAGCAGUUGGAAGCAGCCCAAAAAAUGCAGCAGGAACUAGAGCAGAAAAGGAAGCAGAUAAAAGUGGCCCAGGCCCUCUGUGAGGACUUGUCAGCCCUGGUUAAAGAAGAGUACUUGAAAGCAGAACUCAGUAGGCAACUGGAAGGCAUCUUAAAAUCAUUUAAGGAUAUUGAACAAAAAGCAGAGAAUCAUGUCCAGCACCUUCAGUCAGCCUGUGCCAGCUCUCAUCAAUUUCAGCAAAUGUCUAGAGAUUUUCAGGCGUGGCUGGACACAAAGAAAGAAGAGCUAAGCACAUCUCAACCGAUAUCAGCCAAACUCCAUGUCUUGGAGUCAUUAAUUAAAGAUCAGAAAGACUUCCGUAAAACUUUGACUGCUAAGUCCAGUAUUUAUGAAAAAACCAUUGCAGAAGGUGAAAACCUGUUAUUAAAAACACAAGGGUCUGAGAAGGCAGCCUUACAGUUACAACUUAACACAAUUAAAGCCAGUUGGGAUGGAUUUAAUAAGCAGGUGAAAGAAAGAGAAGACAAAGUGAAAGAUUCAUUGGAAAAAGCCCUCAAGUAUAAAGAGCAUGUGGAAACUCUUCGGCCAUGGAUAGAUAAGUGUCAGAAUAACCUGAAGGAGCUAAAAUUUUGCCUGGAUCCUGCUGAAACAGAGAAGUCGAUUGCCAAGUUAAAGUCUCUGCAGAAGGAAAUGGACCAGCGCUUUGGAAUGAUAGAAUUGCUGAACAACGCAGCCAAUAGCUUGCUCAGUGUUUGUGAGACAGAUAAAGAGGUUGUUACAGAUGAGAAUAAGUCACUGAACCAGAAGGUAGAUGUGGUCACUGAACAACUUCACAGUAAGAAAUUCUUUCUGGAGAACAUGGCCCAGAAGUUUAAAGAAUUUCAAGAAGUGUCCAAAGAAGCUAAACGGCAGCUCCAGUGUGCAAAGGAACAGCUAGAUGUCCAUGAUUCUCUGGGUCCCCAGGCUUACAGUAACAAGUACCUGACCAUGUUGCAGACUCAGCAGAAAUCACUGCAGAUCUUGAAGCAUCAGGUAGAUUUGGCCAAAGGGCUUGCACAGGACCUUGUGGCGGAAGCCUCAGACUCAAAGGGAGCCUCUGAUGUUUUAUUACAAGCAGAAACCUUAGCUCAAGAGCAUAGUGCCCUAAGCCAGCAGGUUGAUGAGAAGUGUUCAUUCUUAGAAACCAAGCUUCAGGGCAUUGGGCAUUUCCAGAAUACCAUCCGAGAAAUGUUUUCUCAGUUUGCAGAAUUUGAUGAUGAACUGGAUAGCAUGGCCCCAGUGGGGAGAGAUGUAGAAACAUUGCAAAAGCAAAAGGAGACUAUUACAGCCUUCCUGAAGAAACUAGGAGCCCUCAUAGCUAACAAUGACAAUGCCAAUAAAACCUGCAGGAUGAUGCUGGCCACGGAAGAACCGUCUCCUGAUCUUGUUGGAAUCAAAAGGGACUUGGAGACUUUAAGCAAACAGUGCAACAAGUUGCAGGAUCGAGCACAAGCCAGAGAAAAGCAGGUUGAAGGGACAGUUGAGCGUCUUGGUGAAUUUUACAGCAAACUGAAGGAAUUUUUUACUCUGCUUCAGAAAGCCGAAGAACAUGAAGAGUCUCAAGGCCCUGUUGCUAUGGAAACAGAGACAAUCAACCAACAGCUUAACGUGUUCAAGGUAUUCCAAAAGGAAGAGAUCGAACCCUUGCUGGUUAAACAGCAAGAAGUAAACUGGUGGGGUCAGGGCCUCAUUCAGAGCGCUGCUAACAGCACCAGCACCCAGGGUUUGGAGCGGGACCUGGAUGAUGUCAACACAAGGUGGAAGACGCUCAAUAAAAAGGUGGCUCAGAGAGCAGCCCAGCUGCAGGAGGCCCUGUUGCACUGUGGGCGGUUCCAGGAUGCCCUGGAGUCCCUGCUCAGCUGGAUGGUGGACACGGAGGAGCUUGUGGCCAAUCAGAAGCCGCCGUCGGCCGAGUUCAAGGUGGUGAAGGCCCAGAUACAAGAGCAGAAGCUUCUGCAAAGAUUGCUGGAUGACCGCAAGUCCACUGUGGAGGUAAUCAAACGGGAAGGAGAAAAAAUUGCUGCCACAGCAGAACCUGCAGAUAAAGUCAAGAUUUUGAAACAGCUGAGUCUCUUGGACAGUAGGUGGGAGGCAUUGCUCAGUAAAGCUGAGACAAGGAAUCGUCAGUUGGAAGGUAUCUCGGUGGUGGCGCAGCAAUUUCACGAAACCUUAGAACCUCUGAAUGAGUGGCUUACAACCAUAGAAAAGAGGCUGGCGAACUGUGAGCCCAUAGGAACCCAAGCAUCAAAACUCGAGGAACAAAUUGCACAGCACAAAGCCUUAGAAGAUGACAUCAUCAAUCACAAUAAACAUUUACACCAGGCUGUUAGCAUUGGCCAGUCCUUAAAGGUUUUGAGCUCCAGGGAGGAUAAAGAUAUGGUGCAGAAUAAAUUAGACUCCUCUCAAGUGUGGUACAUUGAGAUUCAAGAGAAAAGUCACAGCAGGUCUGAGCUGCUCCAGCAGGCCCUGUGUAAUGCUAAGAUUUUUGGGGAAGACGAAGUGGAACUGAUGACGUGGCUGAACGAAGUGCACGGCAAACUGAGCAGGCUCUCAGUCCAGGACCACAGCACCGAGGGCCUGUGGGAGCAGCAGUCUGAGCUUCGGGUUCUGCAAGAGGACAUACAACUCAGAAAACAAAAUGUAGAUCAGGCAUUACUAAAUGGCUUAGAGCUACUUAAACAAACAACAGGUGAUGAAGUUUUAAUAAUUCAAGAUAAAUUGGAAGCCAUUAAAGCAAGGUACAAAGAUAUUACUAAAUUGAGCGCGGAUGUAGCCAAGACUCUGGAGCAGGCCCUGCAGCUCUCAAGCCAGCUGCACUCCACCCACGAAGAGCUCUGCACCUGGCUGGACAAGGUGGAGGUGGAAUUACUUUCAUACGAAACUCAGGUUCUGAAGGGAGAAGCCGCAAGCCACGCACAAGUGCGACAAAAAGAGCUGAAAAAGGAAGCUAAGGACAGCAAGGCCUUACUGGACUCCCUUAACGAAGUGAGCAGUGCUUUGCUGGAACUGGUCCCGUGGCGGGCAAGGGAAGGACUUGAAAAGAUGGUGGCCGAGGACAAUGAGCGCUACCGACUGGUGAGCGACACCAUCACUCAGAAGGUGGAGGAGAUCGAUGCUGCCAUUCUGAGGUCACAGCAGUUUGACCAAGCAGCUGAUGCUGAGUUAUCCUGGAUUGCUGAAACAGAAAAGAAAUUGAUGUCUCUGGGUGACAUCAGGCUUGAGCAAGACCAGACCGCUGCCCAGCUGCAGGUUCAAAAGACAUUCACCAUGGAAAUUUUGAAACACAAAGAUAUUAUUGAUGAACUUGUUAAAUCUGGACAUAAAGUCAUGACCACAUGCAGUGAAGAGGAAAAGCAAUCGAUGAAGAAAAAACUGGACAAGGUGUUGAAGAACUAUGACACCAUCUGCCAGAUAAACUCAGAGAGGUAUCUACAGCUAGAAAGGGCACAGUCCCUGGUUAACCAGUUCUGGGAAACAUAUGAGGAACUUUGGCCAUGGCUGACAGAAACACAAAGAAUCAUCGCUCAGCUUCCUGCCCCAGCCCUUGAGUAUGAAACUCUAAGACAACAACAGGAAGAACACCGGCAACUGCGAGAGUUGAUAGCCGAACACAAGCCUCAUAUAGAUAAGAUGAACAAAACUGGGCCGCAACUAUUGGAAUUGAGCCCAGAGGAAGGCUUUUCUAUCCAAGAGAAGUAUGUGGCAGCCGACACCCUUUACAGUCAAAUAAAAGAAGAUGUCAAAAAGCGAGCUGUGGCACUGGACGAAGCCGUUUCUCAAUCUACUCAGUUCCAUGACAAGAUAGACCAGAUUCUUGAGAGCCUGGAUCGCGUCGCGGAGCGCUUGAGGCAGCCGCCCUCUAUCUCUGCCGAGGUGGAGAAGAUCAAGGAGCAGAUCAGUGAAAACAAGAACGUGUCGGUAGACAUGGAGAAGCUACAGCCAUUGUAUGAAACUCUUAAACAGAGGGGAGAGGAAAUGAUUGCUCGGUCUGGGGGCACUGAUAAAGACAUUUCUGCCAAAGCUGUUCAGGAUAAGCUUGACCAAAUGGUUUUCGUUUGGGAGAACAUACACACGCUGGUGGAAGAAAGGGAAGCCAAACUCCUGGACGUGAUGGAAUUAGCAGAAAAGUUCUGGUGUGAUCACAUGUCAUUGGUGGUUACCACUAAAGAUACUCAAGAUUUCAUCCGGGAUCUGGAGGAACCUGGAAUUGAUCCCUCAGUAGUGAAACAACAGCAGGAAGCAGCAGAGGCCAUAAGGGAAGAAAUAGACGGACUACAGGAAGAGCUGGACAUAGUUGUUAACCUGGGUUCUGAACUCAUCGCCGCAUGUGGGGAGCCUGAUAAACCCAUUGUCAAGAAGAGCAUAGAUGAGUUAAAUUCAGCAUGGGAUUCUCUAAAUAAAUCGUGGAAAGACCGCGUGGAGAGACUCGAGGAGGCGAUGCAGGCUGCGGUUCAGUACCAGGACGGACUGCAGGCAAUAUUCGACUGGGUAGAUAUUGCAGGUGGUAAAUUAGCUUCAAUGUCCCCCGUCGGAACAGAUCUUGAAACUGUAAAGCAGCAGAUUGAAGAAUUAAAGCAAUUUAAGUCAGAGGCCUAUCAACAACAGAUAGAAAUGGAAAGACUGAACCAUCAAGCAGAGCUUUUGCUGAAGAAAGUAACAGAAGAAAGUGACAAACACACUGUGCAAGACCCACUCAUGGAACUGAAAUUGAUAUGGGAUAGUCUGGAUGAGAGAAUUAUCAACCGACAGCAUAAGCUGGAGGGUGCCCUAUUAGCCCUGGGGCAGUUCCAACAUGCUCUGGAUGAGCUGUUGGCCUGGCUGACGCACACUGAGGGAUUGCUGAGUGAACAGAAACCUGUCGGAGGUGACCCUAAGGCCAUUGAAAUUGAACUUGCCAAGCAUCAUGUGCUCCAAAAUGAUGUACUAGCUCAUCAGUCCACAGUGGAAGCUGUUAAUAAAGCAGGAAAUGAUCUAAUUGAAUCAAGUGCUGGAGAAGAAGCAAGCAGCCUUCAGAGCAAACUGGAGGUUUUAAAUCAACGCUGGCAAAAUGUUUUGGAAAAAACAGAACAAAGGAAGCAGCAGCUGGAUGGUGCCUUGCGCCAGGCCAAAGGGUUUCACGGCGAAAUUGAGGAUUUGCAGCAGUGGCUGACCGACACAGAGCGCCAUCUGUUAGCAUCUAAACCCCUGGGAGGUUUGCCAGAAACGGCCAGGGAGCAGCUCAAUGCCCACAUGGAAAUCUGUGCUGCCUUUGCUGUUAAAGAAGAAACGUAUAGGAGUCUGAUGCAGAAGGGCCAACAGAUGCUUGCAAGAUGCCCCGAAUCUGCAGAGACAAAUAUUGACCAAGACAUAAAUAACUUGAAAGAAAAAUGGGAAUCGGUGGAAACCAAACUCAAUGAAAGGAAAAUUAAACUGGAAGAAGCCCUCAACUUGGCAAUGGAGUUCCACAAUUCUCUCCAAGACUUCAUCAACUGGCUCACCCAGGCUGAGCAGACCCUGAACGUAGCUUCUCGGCCAAGUCUUAUCCUGGACACAGUCUUAUUUCAAAUUGAUGAACACAAGGUCUUUGCCAAUGAAGUCAAUUCUCACCGUGAGCAGAUAAUAGAGCUGGAUAAAACUGGAACCCACCUGAAAUAUUUUAGCCAGAAACAAGAUGUUGUCCUCAUUAAGAAUCUACUUAUCAGUGUACAAAGCCGAUGGGAAAAAGUGGUUCAACGGUUAGUAGAAAGAGGAAGAUCUUUGGAUGAAGCAAGGAAGAGGGCCAAGCAGUUCCAUGAAGCUUGGAGUAAACUCAUGGAGUGGCUGGAAGAGUCAGAAAAGUCUCUGGAUUCCGAACUGGAAAUUGCCAAUGAUCCAGACAAAAUAAAAACACAGCUCACGCAGCAUAAGGAGUUUCAGAAAUCGCUCGGAGCCAAGCAUUCUGUCUACGACACCACCAACAGAACUGGACGUUCUCUGAAGGAGAAAACCUCCCUGGCUGAUGACAACCUGAAACUGGAUGACAUGCUGAGUGAACUGAGAGACAAAUGGGACACUAUCUGUGGGAAAUCUGUGGAGAGACAAAACAAAUUGGAGGAAGCUCUGUUAUUUUCCGGACAAUUCACAGAUGCCCUGCAGGCCCUCAUUGAUUGGUUAUACAGAGUUGAGCCCCAGCUGGCGGAAGACCAGCCUGUCCAUGGAGACAUCGAUUUAGUGAUGAAUCUGAUCGAUAGCCACAAGGCCUUCCAAAAGGAACUGGGGAAGAGAACCAGCAGCGUGCAGGCCCUCAAGCGCUCAGCCCGAGAGCUCAUAGAAGGCAGCCGAGACGACUCCUCCUGGGUCAAGGUCCAGAUGCAGGAGUUAAGCACACGCUGGGAGACUGUGUGCGCGCUUUCGAUAUCAAAGCAAACACGAUUAGAAGCAGCUCUGCGCCAGGCGGAGGAGUUCCACUCGGUGGUGCACGCCCUCUUGGAGUGGCUGGCUGAGGCGGAGCAAACCCUGCGUUUCCAUGGAGUUCUCCCGGACGAUGAGGAUGCUCUUCGGACACUCAUUGAUCAGCAUAAAGAAUUCAUGAAGAAACUGGAAGAAAAACGAGCGGCCCUCAACAAAGCGACCAGCAUGGGGGAUGCCGUUUUGGCCAUCUGCCACCCCGACUCCAUCACCACCAUCAAGCACUGGAUAACGAUCAUCCGGGCCAGGUUUGAGGAGGUGCUGGCCUGGGCGAAGCAACAUCAGCAGAGAUUAGCAGGCGCUCUGGCUGGGCUCAUCGCUAAGCAGGAAUUGUUGGAAGCUUUGCUGACAUGGCUGCAGUGGGCUGAAACGACACUUAGUGAGAAGGACAAAGAAGCCAUCCCCCAGGAAAUUGAAGAGGUGAAAGCCCUCAUUGCAGAACACCAGACCUUCAUGGAAGAAAUGACCAGAAAACAGCCUGAUGUGGAUAAAGUUACCAAGACCUACAAGAGGAGAACAGCUGACCCCUCCUCACUGCAGUCCCACAUCCCCGUCUUGGAUAAGGGGCGAGCAGGCAGAAAACGCUUCCCAGCAUCGAGCUUAUAUCCAUCUGGGUCACAAACACAAAUUGAAACCAAGAAUCCCAGGGUCAACUUACUGAUGAGCAAAUGGCAGCAAGUCUGGCUCCUGGCGCUGGAAAGGAGGAGGAAGCUUAACGACGCCCUGGACAGACUGGAGGAGCUGAGGGAAUUUGCUAACUUUGAUUUCGAUAUCUGGCGCAAAAAAUACAUGCGAUGGAUGAAUCACAAGAAAUCUCGGGUGAUGGACUUCUUCAGGAGAAUUGAUAAAGAUCAGGAUGGGAAAAUAACCCGACAAGAAUUUAUUGAUGGCAUUCUUUCCUCAAAGUUCCCAACCAGCCGCCUGGAGAUGAGCGCAGUGGCGGACAUCUUCGACAGGGACGGCGACGGGUACAUCGACUACUACGAGUUUGUGGCCGCCCUGCACCCCAAUAAAGAUGCAUACAAACCCGUCACUGACGCUGACAAAAUCGAAGAUGAGGUGACGAGGCAGGUAGCUAAGUGUAAAUGUGCAAAACGAUUUCAAGUUGAACAGAUUGGAGACAACAAAUACAGGUUCUUCCUGGGAAAUCAGUUUGGAGACUCCCAGCAACUGCGACUCGUUCGGAUCCUGCGAAGCACCGUGAUGGUCCGUGUUGGAGGUGGAUGGAUGGCACUGGAUGAGUUCUUAGUGAAAAAUGAUCCCUGCCGGGUUCAUCAUCAUGGGAGUAAAAUGUUACGUUCGGAAUCAAACUCUUCAAUUACUACUACUCAGCCUACUAUAGCUAAAGGAAGGACGAACAUGGAACUGCGGGAGAAGUUCAUCUUGGCAGACGGUGCCAGUCAGGGUAUGGCUGCUUUCCGGCCCCGGGGCCGAAGAUCGCGGCCUUCAUCGCGAGGAGCUUCGCCCAACCGAUCAACGUCCAUGUCCAGUCAGGCCGGCCAGGCGGCCUCCCCGCAGGUCCCUGCCACCAGCACACCCAAGAUUCUCCAUCCUUUAACACGCAAUUACGGUAAACCAUGGUUGACAAACAGCAAAAUGUCAACUCCUUGUAAGCCAGCAGAGUGCUCAGACUUUUCCGUGCCAUCUGCAGAGGGAACACCUAUACAAGGCAGCAAGCUUCGACUUCCGGGGUAUUUAUCAGGGAAAGGCUUCCACUCCGGGGAAGACAGUGGCUUGAUCACAACUGCAGCAGCCCGAGUCCGGACACAGUUUGCUGGUGAGUGUGACCCCAAGAAGACUCCCAGCCGACCAGGAAGCCGAGCUGGAAGCAAGGCCGGGAGCAGGGCCAGCAGCCGCCGUGGCAGUGAUGCGUCAGACUUUGACAUUUCAGAAAUCCAGUCCGUGUGCUCAGACGUGGAGACUGUCCCCCAGACACACAGGCCUUCGCCCCGAGCGAGUUCUCGGCCAUCCACAGCCAAGCCUUCCAAAAUCCCCACACCCCAGAGGAAGUCACCUGCCAGUAAAUUGGACAAAUCCUCAAAGAGAUAGUGCAAUUGGUUCCACCAAGGUCCUUCCUUGAGCAUUUAUUAUUUAAGUUUGAAAGAUGUAAAAUAUGAUGUAGAAAUUAUUGUGAAAUAUUGCAAGAGGUGAGUUUAAAAUUCUGCAGAUGGCCUUAUUUGUGUAUUUGUCUUUUUAUUUUAUCUGUAUAAUUUUUUUGUCAGAUACUCUGGGGUUAAAGUCACGUCAUAUGUGAGGGGGAGGAUAGAGUUUAACAUACACUAACAUUUCUGCACUGUGCAUCUCGAGUACACACUAAAAUCAAUUCCUGUACCUGCAGGUAAGUCCACACCCUCUGAUGUAAGCCACAGCCCUCCAUCGGUAGCUAACGUUAAGGAUACCUCAUGACUUUCUCUUGCUUUCAUAAACGCUCUGAAAUGCAGAUAGACACACACAGAUGCAUUUCGAUAUGAUUUAAAUAUAAACCCAAAGCUGGAGGGCAAAAAGAUAAACACAUCUGCACAGGUACUCAAGCUGUGUGUGACAGAGAGCAGAGAGCUCCCAGGUAGUCACUGUAAGCACUUGCCCGUGCUCUGAUGUCAGGAACCUUACACCAUUGCUGUGCCAUUGCUUCCCAUGAGGCCAGAGGUGUCCUGGAUGUUAGAACUAUUAUACUGUAAGAAUAUAAUUAUAAAGUGCAUUCAUAUAAAUGUGAGGUUUUCUUUCGCUUGAGUGGACAGCAGCACCUGUAUCAUCGAACUCAUUUUUGUAUCAAAGCAAUUUUGCUUGCAGAAAGCUAUGAAAUAAAACAUGUCCCUUAACUACACUGCUAUGGAAUUAAUUUUUUUCCCCCAGGGAAAAAUCAGUGUAUUUUUUUAUGAGCAAUAUCAAUUUGGAGUGACCAAAAAAUACUUAAAAAUGGGUUUAUUUUGAUUUCUCAUCUAAAAUAAUCAUGUUCUGGUAUUAUAUCUAUAUUUAAUAAAUAUAUACAUUUUAACUUAUUAUGUAUACUCACAAUAGAAAGAUACUAGUAUGCAUUUAAUAAAACAUAUUCACUUGAACAUAUGGAAUACCUGAUUAUUUAAAGUGAACUUUUCUGUUUGUUUUUUUGUUUGUUUAAAUUAAAACUUAUAUGUACGAUAUAUUUUUUACUAACAAUGUAACUAAGGCUAAGCUCAGGGGACAUCAAUUGCAGGAAUAUGAUAUUAUAAUAAAUAUAUAAUAAAAUUACAUUACCCACUAAUUUACAAAUAUAUUUAAUAAGGGCCAACCGUGUGCCAUCCAGUUGGUGACCUUGAGGCUGCAGGGCCCCAGCCCUCUUACAUUCAAGGGGGAAAGAGUUAAUAAACAAAUCACCAAAAAACAUGAGCUAAAACCAGGGUGACAGGGUGGCUGAUUUUAUGACAGUAAUACAAUAAUAGUCUUCUGGUCUAUGUACCUUUAGAAGGCAAAUGAUAGAAUUUUCCUAAAUAUAAAAAUGGUAUCAAAUAUAAGUACAAGUAUGGCAGAUUGUUACUUUGGGCAUGACAGGUCAUGACUCUCUCUAUAAAUUUGUAAGUUUAUUUCAGCAAAUGGCAGCAGUGGUGUUCAGGUUCAAGGGGAAGUACUGUGUGUUCCCCGCGCGGCCUUUUUCAUGGAGGCCAAGGCAAAAGAGACUGGAAUUCCCACUGACGGAAAUUAGGUGCCACUUUUAAGUGAUAGUAAUUCCUUCUCUCUGAAAGCAUGGGUCUCAGGUGGUAGCCUUGAUGGGAAGGGUAAUUCUAACCUAAGAGAUCACAUGCUAUGAUGCAUGCAUUUGAGUAUAAGCCUGUCACCCAAGAAGACAGCUGAAAUUGUUGUUAUUCCUUUGGUGCCUUUGCAUGUGAUCCCGUUUCUACUUCAAAGACAAAUUUAAGAGAAUGAUUUUAUCUCAGCCCUUUUGAAUACCACCCCUGUUAAAGACCUAGGGGUUUUACUUUUUUUUUUUUUUUUUAGUAAUAAAAUAACCUCUUGGAGAAAAAUAUGUGGUUUAAAAAUUUCAGAGAAAUCUUAAGGAACUGCUCCUAGUUAUCAGCAAUUGCCCUCAGGGGUAGCUUUUCAAACUCUGAUGCCUCACUCAUACUGUUUCAUCUUGAACUAAUCCUGGAGCCUUAGGCCGAGUUCAGAAAAGUCCUGCAGUUUCAGUGAACACAGCAGGCACACACACCUCUACUCCUCAACGCAUUUCUGUCCUUUACCUUUUCUUUUUACGUUUUCUUUUUCCUUCCUGCCUGCCUUAAAGAAAAAACAAACUUUGGAAUGAAUCUCAGUUCUAAAUAUUUUAGUGUAAAUAUUGGUUCUGUUAAGAGAGGAAUUUAGGCAUAUUAAAAUUUUUAAGAGUUUAUUUGAGCAAAACCUGAUUGGAAUCGGGUAGCUCCAAACCGGAAGUGCUUAGGGGUACUCCACUAACAGGAGCUCAGAGACAGACUUGUAGAAAGAAAAUGCAGGAGCAAAGCCAGGAAAUUAUGGAUGGGCUAUACAGCUUUAAAGCCUAGUUGGCUGGCUGUGCACCUUUGUCCUUAGCGGUUUGAUUUUGUGACCUUGAGGAAUUUACAGGCUUAGCUUUGGGUUUGCUUACAUAGACUACAGUCCACCAUGGCGUUGGAGCCACCUCUGUGUAAUGGCCUCCUCAUUGAACACUUUCAGGUUAAAAGUUCUCCACUGUGGCCAUGGUAAUUCAAGAUGAUCUUUGGUAAGGUUAGCCUGCUUGUUUAGCUUUGAAACAAAGUAUUAUAUCACCUGAGGCCCCUCGCUGACCCCAGCCUGGUUUCUGUGCCGGACCCUGUCCACCCCCCCGGACUGGUCCGACCUCAGCUGGUUUCCCUACACAGACAGGAAGAGAAAUGCUUCAAUUAAGUCUGAAAUCACAAAACACAAAGGCUGUGGACCAGGGAUCAGAGGGAGACUUAGGCGCCACCCCCAGAGGCAGCUCCAGAAAGCAGGCGCUCCUGCGGCCCAACACGUACCUUUGCUGGUUCCUCCUAGCUAUGGGGGCGCAGACUGGGGACCCCUUUGGUUUCCUCUUCAGACACCGGAACUCUCAAAACAUAAACAUAUUAAAGUUUGUGAGAGUUUGAGCAGAAAUCAAUUUGAAUCCAGCAGUGCCAAGCCAGAAGUGGUUAGGAGGGCUCCCCUUACCCAGCUGGAGCUAGGGAGAGACCUUUAUAGUGGAAUUUACUUACUGGCCACAGUUUAAAGACUAGUUGGCUGCUUCUGGAGUUUGCCCCUUAGCGUUUUGAUUUCCUAACCUUGAAGCCUUUACAGGCUUAAAUUUGGGGUUGCUCACCUGAGCAGUCGCAGCAUUAGAGCCACCUCGGCCCAAGGGUCUCCCUGUUUAUUUAACAGUUCUUAAUCAUUAGAGAAUCGGGAUCAUGGAGUAGACUUUUGUGUCUUAAAAACUCAAACGACUAAUUCUUAUGUAUUGCUACCUCCUUUUCAAAUAAUAGGAUAUUCUUUUUUUGUACCAGUGCAGAAGUAGACAGGCCUGGACAGAUCUCAGGUCUGGUUCCUUUGGUAGCAAAUCUGGGUCAAAGGGCCCCGGAAGUGCCCUGUUGGCCGGAGGGAGGUUGACCUGUGAAAAUGAAACGGAAAAAAGUCUGGGAAAGGAUGUUGUUUUCCUUAUUUUGAUCAUUUUAAAACUUGUUAAUAUUUGCAACAAUAAAAAUUGUAAUGAGCUGCAGUUGUUUUCUCCUUUUAACAAAGUGUUUUGAAACGCAUGUGCUUUACUGUGAAAUGGGUGGUCUGGUGUCACCCACCAAUGCAUUUGCAAGUGCCCAAGCUAUUGUGUCUGAUGACACUGCCUUAGACUCCACCUUCUCUGCCAGUUGUGUUAGUCUUCUCUGGUGGCGUAUUUCCAUCAAUAAAAGUUUUUCGAGCAAACA